GGCGCCCGGGCCCUGGAUGUCCCGCAGCGCGGCGGCCAGCGGCGGACCCAGAAGGCCUGAGCAUCAUCUGCCCCCAGCCCCCUGUGGGGCCCCGGGGCCCCCUGAGACCUCCAGGACGGAGCCAGACGGGGCUGGCACCAUGAACAAGUUACGGCAGAGUCUGCGGCGGCGGAAGCCAGCCUAUGUGCCCGAGGCCUCGCGCCCACACCAGUGGCAGGCGGACGAGGAUUCUGUGCGCAAGGGCACUUGCAGCUUCCCUGUCAGGUACCUGGGCCACGUGGAGGUGGAGGAGUCCAGGGGGAUGCAUGUCUGUGAGGACGCCGUGAAGAAGCUGAAGGCGAUGGGCCGGAAGUCUGUGAAGUCAGUCCUGUGGGUGUCAGCGGAUGGGCUCCGAGUGGUGGACGACAAGACCAAGGACCUGCUGGUGGACCAGACCAUCGAAAAGGUCUCCUUCUGUGCUCCUGACCGCAACCUGGACAAGGCUUUCUCCUACAUCUGCCGCGACGGGACCACCCGCCGCUGGAUCUGCCACUGUUUCCUGGCACUCAAGGACUCCGGCGAGAGGCUGAGCCACGCGGUGGGCUGUGCGUUUGCCGCCUGCCUGGAGCGGAAACAGCGGCGGGAGAAGGAGUGCGGGGUCACGGCGACCUUCGAUGCCAGCCGCACCAGCUUCGCCCGGGAGGGCUCCUUCCGCCUGUCGGGGGGCGGGCGGCCUGCUGAGCGAGAGGCUCUGGACAAGAAGAAAGCAGAGGCAGCAGCUGCCCCCACUGUGGCUCCCGGCCCUGCCCAGCCCGGGCAUGUGUCCCCGACACCGGCCACCACAUCCCCUGGUGAGAAGGGUGAGGCAGGCACCCCGGUGGCUGCAGGCACCACUGCAGCUGCCAUCCCCCGUCGCCAUGCCCCCCUGGAGCAGCUGGUUCGCCAGGGCUCCUUCCGUGGGUUCCCGGCGCUCAGCCAGAAGAACUCACCUUUCAAACGGCAGCUGAGCCUACGGCUGAAUGAGCUGCCAUCCACGCUGCAGCGCCGCACUGACUUCCAGGUGAAGAGCACAGUGCCCGAGAUGGAGCCUCCCGGCGCCAGUGACAGCGACAGCAUCAACGCUCUGUGCACGCAGAUCAGCUCGUCUUUCGCCGGAGCUGGGGCACCAGGGCCACCGCCUGCCUCAGCAGGGUCUUCUGCCUGGGGUGAGCCCUCCGUGGCCCCGGCAGCUGCCUUCCAGCCUGGGCACAAGCGGACCCCUUCAGAGGCCGAGAGGUGGCUGGAAGAGGUGUCCCAGGUGGCCAAAGCGCAGCAGCAGCAGCAGCAGCAGCAGCAGCAAGUGUCCUUGGUGCCUGCCGUACCCCCUCCCCUGCAGCCCUUCCCCGCCCCUGUGGGGCCUUUCGAUGCUGCACCUGCCCAGGUGGCCCUGUUUCUGCCGCCCCCACACAUGCAGCCCCCUUUUGUGCCCACCUACCCAGGCUUGGGCUACCCGCCCAUGCCCCGCGUGCCCGUGGUGGGCAUCACACCCUCACAGAUGGUGGCCAACGCCUUCUGCUCAGCUGCCCAGCCCCAGCCCCAGCCCGCCACCCUGCUUGGGAAAGCUGGAGCCUUCCCGCCCCCUGCUGCACCCAGUGCCCCUGGGGGCCAGGCCCCCCCACGCCCCAAUGGGGCACCCUGGCCUCCAGAACCAGCACCUGCCCCGGCCCCUGAGUUGGACCCCUUUGAGGCCCAGUGGGCAGCACUAGAAGGCAAACCCGCUGCAGAGAAACCUUCUAACCCCUUCUCGGGCGACCUGCAAAAGACCUUCGAGAUUGAACUGUAGCCCGAGCCGCCCCGUUAUCUCCAGGUGCCCCACACCUGGGAGUGGAGGCCCACCUCUCCCUCAUCCUGCUCCACGGGGCUGCGCCCCUCAACAUCCCCUCUAACCCCUUCUCUGGACCACCCCCACAACCACUAUAGAACCGACAUUGUGCCGCCCAGGUUGUGACCAGAUGGAAUUCAGGGACGGACCCAGCCUGGCUAAGGGACCCGCUUCACUGCCAGACGUAGGCUGGCAAGGCUCCUCCCCCAGCCAGACGCAGGGAUGGCCACAGUCCCGCUGAGUGCCCUCGGCUCAAGCUACUUUUCCAGUUUCUGUUGUUGACCUUCCACCUUCCGGUGUUGGGUGGGAUGGGGGAGGGAUGCCCACUUAGGUCGCCCCCCCACACACAGCACAAGCAAAGGGCUUCCCUCUGCCCACCCGCUGCGUCACUGCCAAUGCUGUGCUCACCCCAGUUACCCCCUCUCCCCCACUCAGGGGCCCACAUCCUCCUAGGGCCAAGGUCUCGGGGGCAGGGGCCAAGUUGGGGG
Molecule: messenger RNA, 2328 nt
Organism: Molossus molossus (Pallas's mastiff bat)
Lineage: Eukaryota; Metazoa; Chordata; Mammalia; Chiroptera; Molossidae
Gene: NUMBL
Product: NUMB like endocytic adaptor protein
Exons: 10
Coding region: 17-1801 (594 amino acids)
Source: RefSeq, a predicted model, not a curated record